AGGGGCAGAGCCGCGCCGUGCGCGCCGGCGGCUCCGGGCUGGGCUGUGCUGGGCCGGGCCGCGGCCAGCACGGGAAGCCCCUCCUCAGAGCACAGGCGGAGCGCGGCUCCCGGGCGCCAGGUACUCUUCAUCACUAUGAGCUUAUGUCAUAGAGGGACUGUAGCCCACUUAAUGAGUGGAUGUUAAGUUUCCCAUCUGAGGACAAGUUGAUUUGGUUGCUUUCUACCACUUAGGAUCACGUUUGGUGAAUGUAUUUGCUCCACCACCUCAAGCUGAUCGUGUGCCAAGGAGACAUGCAAAGCUGCUCUUUCUCUGGAUAUUGAUGUGGUAUCUUAACGCAUUGUGACACUUCAGGCUCCUCAGCAGCACAGGAUAUGGAGGCUCUCGAAGUUGACGACAUUAGCCCUGCCUUGGAGGUGACUGAAGAGUUUUUCAAUAGUUUUGAUACUAAGCUUGAGAAGAUUGUGCAGCCCUCUGAGGUGUAUGGUGUACAGGAGGUCCCUGAACUGGUUGGGCAUGAGGUAUUUGAUCAGAUAACAGAGAGCAGGAAUUUGAGGAACGUCGCCUCCUUAGCCAAAAGCAGCCUCCUCUGGGAUCAUUGCAAAAAUGGCCUAUUGGAAACCAAAGCUCAGACGGCAUUCCCUGCCAAAGACCAGCGUGUGAUGCAGAGGGGAACAGCUGCUAACAACCUUGGUUGGGCAGGGGAAGGGGAGACAGCAGCUUUUAACAUCUUCAAUAUCUGCCAGCGGAGAAGAGACAGGCCUCGCUCAGUGAACGACAUCCUAGUGCAGAAUGAGGAAGCCUCCACAUUCAAGCCAGGACACCACAGAUCACGCUCUGAUAUCAGCCAUGUGAACUGGGGAGUGGUCUUCACAGGCACCUACCUGCAGCAGCCACCUGCACCUGGUCAGGACAAUAACUGUGCUCUGCUCUCUUACCUGACAUUAACCAAGGGAAAGGACAUCCAAGGAAACACAGAACACAAGCCAAUGUUCCCAAAUAUUCUGAAGAAGGGAUACUUAGAAAUUAGAAGAGACAACGACAACUUCUGGCAAACCUGUUACGCUGAGCUCUCCCCAUACAAACUGUACCUGUAUUACUUGGACAGCAGUGGCAACCAGGCUCUUCCCACUGUGUACCCACUCAUGCAUUUUCAAAGGGUCACUGUUACUGGUUGCAUUGAAACAAAGGUGGUGGAUGCUGUCAUGUCAGACAACUCACAGCUACAGAUGAAGGCAGAGUCCUCUUGGGAAGCUUUGGACUGGGGCCAGAAACUCUGGGAAGUGGUGCGUGCCUCUGUGCCUGCUCUUACAAGGCAGCAGGAGAAACUGGAGAACGUGCCAAAGCCUGAAAACAACAGUGAUCUUUCUCAAACCAAUGGAUUGUUAGAGAAGCCUAUGGAGCUCUUCUUAUCAAUGAAUUUGACUGAAAACACUAAAGACUACCAAAAUAUUCUCAAAUCAGGGACUCUUUAUAGGUUAACUGUCCAGAAUAACUGGAAGGCAUUUACUUUUGUCUUAAACAGGUCUUAUCUCAUGGCAUUCCAGCCGGGUAGGCUUGAUGAAGAUCCUCUACUGAGCUACAAUGUCGAUGUGUGCCUGUCAGUCCAGACAGAUACUCAGGAUGGCUAUGACUCUUGCUUUCAGGUCAUUUUUCCUCAAGAUGUCCUCCGCCUGCGUGCCGAGACUUGUCAGAGGGCCAAGGAGUGGAUGGAGGCACUGAGAGCAGCAGCCAAUGCUACUAGAAUUUCAACUCUGAACCCACAGGUUACGCUUAGGAACAAGCCUGGAGAUCGACCCUCUGGAAAUGAUCUUAGAAAGAGCAAGCGCCAAUCUGUGACCACCAGCUUCCUGAGCAUCCUGACCACGCUGUCUCUAGAGAGAGGGCUCACGGUUCAGAGCUUCAAAUGUGCAGGCUGUCAGCGCUCCAUAGGCUUGUCCAAUGGGAAAGCCAAGGUGUGUAGCUACAGUGGAUGGUAUUAUUGCAGCACCUGCCAUGUGGAUGACAGCUUCCUCAUCCCUGCACGACUGGUUCAUAACUGGGACACUUCCAAAUACAAGGUAUCAAAGCAAGCCAAAGAGUUCCUGGAAUAUGUUUAUGAGGAGCCAUUGAUUGAUAUCCAGCAGGAAAAUCCCAUGUUAUACAAGCAUGUUGAACCUCUGGCAACUGUUGUCCGCCUGAGACAGCAGCUAAAGUCUCUCAGAGCUUAUUUGUUCAGCUGCAGAGCAGCAGUGGCUGAAGAUCUGCGCAGAAGGAUCUUUCCCAGAGAGUAUCUUCUCCAACAAAUCCAUCUUUAUUCUCUUGCAGACCUUCAGCAGGUUAUUGAAGGAAAGCUGGCUCCUUUCUUAGGGAAGGUGAUCAAGUUUGCCACCUCUCAUGUGUACAGCUGCAGCCUUUGUAGUCAAAAGGGUUUCAUCUGUGAGAUUUGCAACAAUGGAGAAAUCCUUUACCCCUUUGAGGAUAUUUCUACAAGCAGGUGUGAAAGCUGUGGUGCUGUCUUCCACUCCGAGUGCAAAGUAAAGGCUGUGCCAUGCCCCAGGUGUGUGCGUAAAGAAUUGCAGAAGAAGCAGAAGUCCUUCUGGAGGCGACUGAAUAUGGAUGAAAACUUUGAAGAGUCUUGCAACAUGUUUGAGUUGUCGUAUCAGAACACAUGAGAUCCUUAAGGCAGAGGCCAACCUGAAGAGAAUCCCUUUCCCAGCUGCCAGCUCAAGCAACUUGUCAGCUUAGCCAGGCAGAAAUCUUUUUUGCAAAAUAAUAUCCGAUGUUCUUCAUCUGUGAAUAGCAGCUGCCAAAGUGGCCAUAAAGCCUUGUUGGCUUUGAAAUACCAAUGGCUAAACUGCAUUUUGCUUUCAAGUCUGGCUGCUAACUCUCAUACAAAAUGUGGUUUACUUGAAAAGCUUUAGGUUUACCUAAUUAUCACCUAACUUUUUCUUUUCCACCUCUGGAGAAGACUUUUUCUCAAGGCAGGAACUAUUUGCUGCCACAACUGCAUUAUUUUUUUAUGUUGUUAAUUUAGAAUUGAUGAAUCAUCUACUUAUUUAUGUGUAUUAUUUAUUUAUUAUUAGCCUUGUCAGAGGUUCUGCCAAGGUGUUUCACAGAACCCAAUAGGACAGGGAUGAUUUUAAAUCCUUAUGUGGACAGAUGGCUCCAUUUCCUCAUGUUUCAAGUGAGCUGUUUUUAACGGAUCAGUGCAUUUAUACAUCACACCUUCUUGAGUAAGUAGAAGUAUUUCCCAUCAAACCUUAUUUGGGGUGCUUGCAAACCUGGGACACAGAAUAUUUCCUUCAACCCCAGCGAACUACUCCAUAUGCAGAUAAAAGGGACUGGUUAUGUUCAGGCUGGGUAUAUUGCUUAAGCUCUGUCACAGAGGUGGAUUGAGUUUUAUACUGAUGAUUCUCAAUCUUUGUGAGGUCUUGUCCUCCUCUCCAGUAGUACGAAGUUGCUUCUGACCUCCUGCUAGUCUCAUGUUUUACUACGUUUUAAGUGUCCACAUUGGUUUUGGGUUUACUUCCUGAAUUUUACUUUAAAUGUUUAUCCAAACUGAAUCUCUUAGACUGAUAGUCAGGGAGGUGGUCUUGCCCAUGUUAGUUAGAAAAUACCUCCAAAAUGAUGAAAUGCUAGUUUGCUGUGUUCAUGUACAACUUGUGUCCUGGGUUCUCUCUGAGCUCUGAGGGAUUUUAUACUUCUGUCGUAACUUCCGUGGUAGGGUGAAGUUCCUUGAGGUAUUAUUCUACACCACACACCUGGAACACAGGAAAGUAUUAACCACAAUGAAUUACAUAUAUUGUAGAAGGGAAGUACAUGGUGGAUUUGACUGGGGAGAUGUCAUCACUGGCAUUAUGUUUGAUUUGUUGCAGCUUAACCUCCAGUGAGCACUUAAGAGAUUGUCCUCCCUCCAGUACAUAUUCUCUUUCUCCAGACCCUGCAGUAAUGUGUGUAUUACAUUUGUAUGGAUGAAUUCACAUAUACCCACAUACACACAUGUCUAGAUAUGGAAAGCAAGUAUGGUUUCAGGAGAAAAAAGCCAGUCACAUGCAUGUGUAUUCCUCCUCUCCUCACACAGGCUUGUGGAAAAGCAGACUACUUAUCUUUGCUUCCUAUAUAAUCUGCAGGCUGUUUUAUUCAAGGCAGAAAGCAGUCUUGAUCAUGGAAACACUUCACUAAUUGCUGAAGUAUUUAAAAUAACAAAACAGGGUGCAUCGUGCUUAUGUUAAAAGGUAGAAUGCUACAAGAAGUUACCUUGUACUGGAGUAUAAGGGGUUACCUUUUCCAGCCUCCAGUCAAAGAAAGUAGCUGAAUCUGAGCUUUUUCAAAUUUGCCUGCAACUUAUAUAUAUGUGUGUGUGUAUAUAUAUAAAAGCAUGUUUAUAGCUGUAUACAUUAGACAACCAGUGCCUUUCUUUUCCAGAAGUCCUUCUCCCAGUGGGAUUCUUUGGAAAGAAGUGAGGGUUUUUCCAUGUUCUUGGUAAAGUAGUAUAGGGAUUCCCAUGUUUAAUAAACCCAGUGAAUCAUGCACCUUUGUCACCAAACUUAAUGCUUUCCCUUCACAAUGAUUCCUCUGUCUCAGCUCACCGUUUCUCUUGUGAAAUGAGUUGCUUUCAGCUAUCAUCCUUAAACACAUAAUGUUCCUUGCAAGUCCAUUCCCACGUGAAGAAUUCCCUGCAUGUUCACAAAUGCAAACACCGGGGAAGCAUUGUGGAAUUAGUCAUGCAAACAGGAACUGCAGCGGUACUGGCUGAAUAAACAGUACGCUCCCAUGUUUUUCAGCAUGUGUCACUACAACUAGUCUUGUGGCAAAGCCAGUAGCUCUGAAACUGUCAGAAUGUGUCAAGUACUAUUUUAAUUAGCUCUAGACAUAAAGGUGAGUCAUUAAUGAAAAAAAGGUGGUGUGUUUCAUAUCUUUGUGCUCUAGUAUUUAAGAUACCUCGCAGCACUGGUCCAUGUCCAGCUUGGUUUAGGGAAGGCUGCUUGUGUGCACUGUCAAAAACCCUAUGGAGUUAGAGAAUCAAGGUUCAGGCAUUACAAGCAAUUAGUUACUUUGACAGACGUCCUGAUCUCCAAAGUACCAGUUGUUUGGGUGGUUAGAUUCUCUAGCUGAAUUCUGGAAUGACAAUAUGGAUAGCAUCAGCGUUUCCCUGGGUUUGUACAGGUAUAACAGAACAGUUUCUUUGCUAAUGGAGAUUUACAGAAAAAAAAAGAGUGUGAUGCCAGCCAAACUGCUGAAAUUAGUCAUGGGCCUAUAGGCACUGCUAUUACUAAAGGCAAAGAGCAGAAGUGUGUUGUCAUGAUAUGCUCACAGAGCUCAAAGCUUUAUGUAAGAGUAUGUCUUACAAUACAGAUCAGAUUAAUUUCUUUAAAAUCUGGUGGUGUUGUAAACAAGUCUGUUUCUAAAAUGGGUAUGUGUUCAUUUCUGUUGGAAAAGUAAUAUAACCUCUCACAAUAGUUAUAGAAACACAGAUAAUGUGGAAGAUGCUUUCCUCUCCACAAGAGAGGUCCUAUCCAAAAAAAGUAAUUCCAUGUGAACAGGUAAGGUAAAAUCUUCCAUCACUGCAUUUCUUAAGCAUAAUGCACCUCAGAAGGUGCAGGUGAGGUGGGAACAAACCCUGGUCAUUUUUCAGGACUGCACAGCAAAGAAUAAACAAACUACUGCUCAUGUUGCUAACUCACAAAAUACCUAAUUCUGGAAAGACAGUUCUCCUGCAAGAGUCACCUACUGGUAACAGAGGCUCAGCCCAGGGCUUUGUAGGUGGUUUGGCUCUCAGGCAAUGCUGUGCCCUUGUGUGCUUGUCUCUGCUGUAGUAACAGUUCUGCAUGCUGGUCCACACUGCUCCUCUUUCCCAUUCUGCAGACCAUGGCUUGCACAUGGCUCUGUUCUGCAGACUUCUGAGUGGGCAUCAGGUGGAAAAGUACAUGGGAUCUCUCCAGUUUGCACAACUCUCUCUCCUGGCACACACAGGUGAAAUUGUGUAUUAAUAUUUCUAGUCUCAUCCUACCCAUGCAUGAAAUAAAUUUGGAAAAUAGCAUUUAAUUAUAAAAUAAGAACAAAAUGUGCUGUUUGUCUUUUUCAGACAGAAGGUCCAUUCAUAGCUGAUGGAGGAGGAAUUGAUCUGUGCAUCUAGUUGCUACUUUUGUUUUUACAGAACUUAUAAUCAGUGUAGAAAUAGGGUGUUUCACUGCAGUGGACUAUAGUUUGACCCUCUACAACUAUUUAGAAACUUCUCAUCUCAGUUUAGUUAUUCUGAGAUAAUUGUACUCUAGGACACUGUUGAGAUCCUUUCUCAAGUCUCUUUUCAUCUUUAUCCUGACCCUCUAGCUGUUCUUGAAUGAGAAGCAGGGCCUGCUUAGGGGAUGCAAAGCACAACUGUUUUAAAUAUCAAUGACAGUAGAUAACAAAUAUCAAUAAAAAGAAACAUUUGGAUCUGCUGCUUUUUUUGGUCUGUUUUAGGUGAUGAAGAAUGAUGGUGUUAUGAUGUGACAGUAUACUGGCUGGUGCAUACCAAUGUGAGCUCAUUAAUGGGAUGAUAGGAAUAGUGAGUGUUUCCUAGAUAAGUGAGAGAAGGUACUUUUUUGGACUGAAGGUUGAGUUUUUCACAGUACUCCACAGGUUCUGAUGUCCCUGUUAGGAUUGAAUCAUGAGGGUACCUCUAGAGCUUGUCAAGGCUACUCUUAACAUCAGGAUACUGUGUGUAUUAUAAUGGAUUUAUGAUAACCUCCUGAAAGGCUUUUAAAAAAAAAAAAAAAAAAGUCAGAGGAUGUCUGCUUACAAUGCAGUGGGAAAGCUGCAGUUGUAUUUUGGUUUGUCACUGUAGCGGAAGCCACCAAGUUUCCUGGGCUUCCCAAGGUCACAGCCUGGAUUGCAACCAACUGUUGAUCUAUAUAAAAGUAAUGUAAUCAAGGAAUCAUCAUAAUCUUUCCUCUUUUUUCUGUUGCUCAGCUGCAAGCCAGUCCCCCCUCUCUCUCACUGUCUCUGUCCCUCUCUGCUCACAGUGCUGUGCUUUCAGCUAGAUGUUGAGCACUGUAGUUCAUUGUGUUGCUUUCAAACCAGUUGAGUCUGAUCAUGCUCUCCUUGGUAAUUUGCCUUCCAAAUUUCUCUCCCUAGUAGGAGUGCCUUACAAUACUGUAUAUUAGUGUCUAUCUGUUUUGGAUUUCCUGAUUCAAUUUGCUGUUUGAUUAACUUGUAGGCUUAAACUGAAACCUUCCCAUGGCUGCACAUGCUCUUUGACAGGAGUAGCUCAGUAAGUCAGUUCAUUUAUUCUCAUGAAGUACGGUCUACAGGCUGCAUAUACCAGCUCUGAAGACCCCAAGCUGCAUGGAAACCCCUCACUUUUCUUCAAUUUGGUGCCUUAAAUUUUCAGAAGUGGAGAAUUUUGUCCAGAGCACCCUGCUGUGAUGCAGUGUGUUUGACAUUAGAGCUCAAAACCCUUUCUCAUGGCAGUUUCCAUCUUGCUAGGAGUAAUGAUGAUAGAUUUUUUUUUUUUUUUACUCUCUAUGCUUUGAGAGGGAAAUACAAGAAAGGAUAGCAUUGAGAUGGUGUUGGCUUUUAUUACCUGUAUUUUAGAGACUAGCUGGUCUUCUUUUCAGCCAGAAAUGCGGUUGUGCUUAUGCAAGACUUUUAGGAGCUAUGCAUGUAUAAUAACUGUAAGCACUGAGCAUUAAAACAGGAUCAGGUCACGUGUAGUUUUGCUCCUCUUGGAGCCACUGGCCAGCCAACAGCAUGUGGUCAACAGCUUCAGCACAGUGCUCCUUACCUGCCUGCCCAGCUGGGUCCAGUGCUCUGGGAUUGAAGGCAUUUCCCCAAAGCUUUAUUUUAAUACAUCCUGGUUCCCUGAAGGCUAACCCAGUGAGGGUUUGAGCAGCAUUACCUUAGAGAGAGGCUUAACCUGCUUAGAUUUUAGCAUUAUUUGCUAAAUUAUGCGGCUAACUCUUCCAGCAUGUCUCAGCCCUGGGCACAUGUCUAUAAUGACUGUGAUCUUUUAAGUCCGUAUUUGAAACCAGUAGCAGGAAUCCUGGUUGAGAAGUGGCAGUGCUGUCCCUGCAUGUUAGCAAUGUGAUAAGAAGACCACCUGGAUGAUAAUGUGCAAAGUUCUUUACUUGAAAACUCUAAUGUGCACACACUGGCUUUAGUCAUAUCUUAAAAUGCCAAUUUCAUCCAAAUUGCCUAGGAUGGCCAUUUAUCCAAAUCACAAAGAUGCCACUUGUGGCAGCUUCAGAGAAAUCCAGGCCUGGAAAGCUCUCAGCUCUCUGGGACCAAAGCUUGUUAGGCCUCAUCUUCAUGCAAAACUGUCAAGUAUUUAUUCAUGUAUAAUCCACAUAUUAAACCAGUAUAAAUCCUUGAAUACGCAGCAUUGAUUUGGUGGGGGAAAAAUGGUUUUGUUUCAGUUUUGCUCAUGCACAACAAAGUCAAUUUUGCUUAAACUGUGUGUGCAUUCAGACUGACUUUUUAAUGGCAUUGAUACCUGUGAUAUCAGGUUAGUUGCUACCAGUUUUCUCUGUACUUGAGCUAAGCAGAAGUAAGAAUUCACAAGCAAAAUGUGUGUUUGAAGGGUUUUAAGUGAUAAAGGCAGCUUCCAAAUCAACAUUAGUCCAGUUGAGGCAGUUAGAAGCUGAGGGAAGCCAGGUGCGAGCAGCAGAGUGUGGUGGCUGAUGCCAUCCCUGGCCGCCUGGACUUUCCUUCCUGCUGGAGCACUAGCUCUCCUGCAGUGCUUGCAAUGGGCUUCAGCAUUGCUGGCAGAGCACCCUGAUUUUUUGGAAUACCAUUACGUGUUUGUGCUACUCUGUUAACUUAUUUGCAACAUUAUUUUGUGUGUUUUCAUUGUCCUUGUGUUUGCAUUGUUGUUUUGGGUUUUGUUUGGGUUU
Dryobates pubescens (Downy woodpecker) is the source of this 8855-nucleotide messenger RNA. It is a transcript of the gene PLEKHM3, whose product is annotated as pleckstrin homology domain containing M3. NCBI's taxonomy places the organism in Eukaryota, Metazoa, Chordata, Aves, Piciformes, Picidae. Bases 375 to 2654 code for a protein of 759 amino acids. The transcript is spliced from 8 exons. The record is from RefSeq and is a predicted model, not a curated record.